AUGAAGCUCGCGAUGAGCGCCGAACAGGAAAGAUUGCUCUCCGAAGGAAUUCAAGAGGAGAGUCCACCGAGACGCAAGAGCUCGAGAAAAAGCCGCAAGAAAAAGAAAAGUUUCGGAGUGCGCGACAAUCUUGAAAACUUUUAUAACGAAGAGGUCGACGAAUGGAGUGCCGAUGGUGUAAUUCUCGAGAAUCAGACCGCCUUGCGGAGGAGACUCUUGCGACUACCGGCUUGGAAAGGAAUCGCUUUCGCGGGUGGAGUCCUCAUGUCUAUCUCGGUGCUCCUACUGGCUGUUGGACACGGCAUUCCUCGACAGGAACCGGUGCUUGGCGAUAAGGACGGUAUCGAACUCAUUCGAACGUCGGCUCUUACGUUUAACAAGAUUUUACGGACCUGUCAGAUCGUAGGACUCGCACUCUUUUGCUCCGGUGGUUUUUUUGUGGCUGGAGGUUUACUCAUCGGAGCAUUCUGUGCACCGGAGGACCUCGAGGGAUCCCGGCACUCGUUAUUGGAGUCUUUUGUGGUCUCGGUGCCGCCCGAAACUCCUCGGCUGCCUCAGGAAACGAAAGUACCCGUCACUCAGAGUCUAGCUCCGGUUCAGCCUGCCGCUUCAGUCUCUAAUGCGGCUGCCGUGGCAGCGACGGUGGUCUCAGGAGUUUCGUGUGAAGACUAA
Molecule: messenger RNA, 672 nt
Organism: Galendromus occidentalis (western predatory mite)
Lineage: Eukaryota; Metazoa; Arthropoda; Arachnida; Mesostigmata; Phytoseiidae
Product: neurensin-1
Exons: 4
Coding region: 1-672 (223 amino acids)
Biological process (GO): nervous system development
Cellular component (GO): neuron projection; transport vesicle; neuronal cell body
Source: RefSeq, a predicted model, not a curated record